Molecule: messenger RNA, 231 nt
Organism: Laccaria bicolor S238N-H82
Lineage: Eukaryota; Fungi; Basidiomycota; Agaricomycetes; Agaricales; Hydnangiaceae
Exons: 1
Coding region: 1-231 (76 amino acids)
Source: RefSeq, a predicted model, not a curated record
AUGAACAAUAGAGGAUUACCUCCCAAGCUCAGACUCCUCACCACAAAGGCCAUGGAUGACUACCUCCAAAAGUUGACGAAAGUCAAGCCAAAACAUUCUCUUCCACUUGUUUUGCCCUGUGCCAACGUCAAGCCGAAACUCUAUCAUGCUUGCGGUAAUCCAGGGAGGAUGGCUUGCAGCGUGUGCAAACUUGUGUCAUAUUGUUCGAAGGUGCAUGAUCUGCUUUACUGA